Messenger RNA from Anarrhichthys ocellatus (wolf-eel), 1344 nucleotides. RefSeq names its product carboxypeptidase A6 (gene cpa6). Gene Ontology annotation, biological process: proteolysis. Gene Ontology annotation, molecular function: metallocarboxypeptidase activity; zinc ion binding. The record is from RefSeq and is a predicted model, not a curated record. The coding region runs from base 1 to 1344 and encodes 447 amino acids. The transcript is spliced from 11 exons. NCBI's taxonomy places the organism in Eukaryota, Metazoa, Chordata, Actinopteri, Perciformes, Anarhichadidae.
AUGGUACCGGACCGUAGGAGCGCAUUUCGCAGCUCCGUCUUACUGGCUGGUGUGAUAAUCUGCAGCAACGUGCUAUGUCCCAUCGGUGCCUAUCUCUACAACAACCGCUACGCAGGUGAUCAAAUCUUCAGGAUAACCCCGAGUAAUGACGAGGAGGUCCAAGUGCUCAAGAACAUUCUGGGACACAUGAAGGUGGACUUCUGGCAGCCCAACAGUGUUUCUCUAAUCUGUCAAAAUGCAACGGUGGAUGUCCAUGUGAAGUGCAAUGACACGCGGGGCUUACACGCACGCUUAAAGCAACAACAUCUUGAUUAUCGGGUGUUUAUCUCCAAUCUGCAGAAGGAAAUCGAAAAGCAGACGGGAUAUGGCUCCUCUCGCAAGCGGAGGUCAGAGUCUCAGUAUGACUACGAGGUUUACCACUCUCUGGAAGAGAUCCAGAGCUGGAUGUUUGAGAUGAACCGAACCAACUCCGACCUGGUUGACAUGUUCUCCAUCGGGAAGUCGUACGAGGGGAAGCCACUUUAUGUGCUUCAGAUAGGAAAGAGAAGUCGUCAUCAGAAGAAAGCCAUGUGGAUCGACUGUGGCGUCCAUGCCAGAGAGUGGAUAGGACCUGCUUUCUGCCAGUGGUUUGUCAAGGAGGCCAUCAACUCAUACCCGCAUGACUCCGUGAUGAGACGACUGCUUAACCAGCUCAACUUCUACAUCAUGCCUGUCUUCAAUGUGGAUGGAUAUCACUUCAGCUGGACCACGGAUCGGUUCUGGAGGAAAACACGGUCCAAAAAUCACAGGUUCCACUGCAGAGGAGUGGACGCGAACAGAAACUGGAAAGUGAAAUGGUGUGAGGAGGGUGCCUCCUCUCAUCCCUGUGAUGACACCUACUGUGGUCCUUACCCCGAGUCUGAACCUGAAGUCAAGGCCGUCGCCAAGUUCUUGCGCAAGCACAGGAAACGCGUCAAAUCAUAUAUAUCAAUCCACGCUUACGCCCAAAUGCUGCUUUACCCCUAUUCCUACAAGUACGCCACUAUCCCCAACUUCAACUGUGUGGAGUCAGCAGCUCACAACGCAGUGACAGCCCUGUACUCUGCCUAUGGAGUGAGGUACAGAUAUGGACCUGCCUCCACCACCCUGUAUGUUAGCUCAGGCAGCUCGAUAGACUGGGCCUACAGAAACGGGAUCCCUUAUGCGUUUGCGUUUGAGUUGAGGGAUACAGGACACUUCGGCUUCCUCCUGCCCGAGUCCCUGAUCAACCCAACCUGCACGGAGACUAUGAGGGCGGUGAAAGCCAUUGCAUCAGGUCUGCUUAAGAAGUGUGAAACAGACAAGGACAGAUUUCCAUAUAUAUGA